UAUCGGUCCCGCGCGUAGCGGGCAGGCGGUCCAGGCAUGGGAGCCGAAACAAGAAGCCAAGUCUGUUUGUAACCCUAAAAGUAACAUGAUCAAGCCAAUUCCGCCAUAUUCGCUGCGAUCCCUUGUCGUUCUGAGCCAGCGGUACUAACGGCGCGGUUCGGAGGUGGGCCGUCGCCUUGGGAGCAUCAGUGAUCGAGAGCGGUAGCAAGCAGCGAGCGAUGCAGCCGGUGGAGGAAGAAGGAAAAGGUGCCUUCGAGGAAGACGACGAACUUGAUGACAGUGAAGGGGACGACAGUGACAUGGAAGACGACCUGGAUGAUGAUGAAGAAGAAUUUCCUGAUCUGUCGCCACCGCAGCACUCUCAGCCGUCGUCUCUUCCUAAAGACGAACCCGAUUCCCCAAUCACCUUUCUGAACCCUAACCCUAACCACGCUGUCACGCCUACUAGAACAGCCCCGCAGAACGGGUCAAUUAAGGCUGUCCCCAUCUCGGUAAGCGACAUCCCACCUGCGCAUAUCGUGUCGGCGGCGGAAGAUUCCAGGCGCGUGGUGUCGGCCACUUCGGUUGACGAUUCACGGCGGCUGUUCCAGCGUCUUUGGACUGACGAGGAUGAGAUCACCAUCCUGCAAGGGUUCUUAGAGUUUACGACGCAGCGGGGGACGACCCACGCUUCUCACCAGUACGACACUGGCCCUUUCUACGAGCAAAUCAAGAAGCAGUUGCAGCUGGAGUUCAACAAAAAUCAGCUCAUCGAGAAACUCCGUCGUCUGAAGAAGAAGUAUCGAAACGUCGUCAACCGAAUGGUAUCGGGCAAAGAUUUUGUUUUUAAGAGCGCCCACGAGCAGGCCACUUUUGAGAUCGCCCGGAAGAUCUGGAGUGCCAGCGUCAAACGCGGCCGCGACAGCGAAGAUGAUGAGUUCACUCCCAAUCCUGCAUCCAGCAUUUUGGAAUUUGAUUCUGGAUUUGGUGUUGGCGCUGCUGCAGGUGAUGGCUUCCUAAGUUCAGAGAGGAAACUAUCAAGGUCAUCAAGAAAGAGAAUCAGGAUGACUAAUUCUGAACAAGAGGCUGCUGUUGCUGCCGCUGCAGCUGCAGCUAAUGGGGUGGCUGUGGAGGUUCCCAUAGCUGCACCACUAGAUCCAACAUCGUCUGUUCCAAUUCCAAUCAUUAUUGAGGAAACGGUGAAGAGUUGCCUAUCACCGUUAUUCAAGGAACUCCUACAGUCUGCAAUGGCUGGGCCUCAGGGAGGGCUUAUACCUGGGGUUGGAGGCAUUGGUGGUGGUGGGCUACUUGGGAUGAAUCCUCUGCAAUUGGGAAUUGGGAAUUUGCAGGGGAAUCUUCUGGUUGAUGAGAAGUGGAGGAAUCAAAACAUUCUUGAGCUGGAGGUGUAUUUGAAACGGAUAGAGCUUAUGCGUGAUCAAAUUAAGUCAACUUUGGAGGAGCUCAAGUCAUCAACCCCAUCUGCUGGGGAUUGAUUGGUGAGAUUCUGAACAUUGAUUGGGUGACUCAGAAAAUGGUUGGAAGAUGGGAGGUUGUGUUUCUCUUCACUGCCCAAUUUGAAACCAUCAAUAUUUUAUGCACUUAAUUUUUCGACGAGGCAGUAGAAAUAUGCAGGAUAUAUUGGAAGGUGCAGGAAUAGUUUUGAUCAUUAAAUCCAAUUCUCUUCAGGAGGUGCUGGAGAUAGUUUUACACUGGUUCAUUUGUUUGCUCAUGUAUUUGCUUUUGUUUGUAUGUCUAUAUGUAGCUUAACUUGAUCGGUGUUAGUGUCAUAUAUAGCACCACAGUUUGGGAUAAUAAUAAAUGUCUGAUUGCUUCAUGUGUUUGUGGUCUUGUGGAGAUUUGAUGAUUUUACACUAAUUAUCCUUCCUCUAACUUUGAUUAUUGAAUAUUAAACAUGAA
Molecule: messenger RNA, 1896 nt
Organism: Phalaenopsis equestris
Lineage: Eukaryota; Viridiplantae; Streptophyta; Magnoliopsida; Asparagales; Orchidaceae
Product: probable transcription factor At3g04930
Exons: 2
Coding region: 219-1472 (417 amino acids)
Biological process (GO): regulation of DNA-templated transcription
Cellular component (GO): nucleus
Source: RefSeq, a predicted model, not a curated record